AACAUCUAAAAUACAAGAAAAUAAAAGUUUUCCAUGAUAAAAAGAAAUCUCUUAAAGCUAAUGUUGACCAUUCUGGGCUUGAACCACCGUAUCCUGCAAAUUUAACUACCACUAGGAUGAGUGUUACAAAAAAUGUGUUAAUGUAUUACUAUUUAUAAAAGCAACAUGAUAUCAUUUGAUUUCUAUAAUAAAAUUGAAUUCCAUCCGAUAAAAGUAAAGUUUAUUUAAAUUAGUUUGAACCAAUCCUAUCAUCUAUUAUAUUCUGCGGCUAUAAGACUUUUUGCAUACCUAAAUGAUAUAUCAUGGUAAGUGUUUUAUAAGAAAUAAAUUGUUAUCGAUAUCUACAUAUGAAUUUAAUCUAGGCCUAAUUUAAUCAAGUUGAUACAAAAACUGGGUUUAGUUAAAAGAUGAAACUAUUUUUUUAUUUGAUCAUAAGAAUCUGAUUAGAUGAAAAUGUGAUAUGCAAACUUUGCAGUUAUAUUGUUAAUAUUUGUUCUAGAUACAGAACAUACGAUUCAUUCUUUUUGUUACAUAAAUUUUUUUUUUUGUCCAUGAGAUGGUUUUUAAUUCACGUCAGAAAUUGUUUUUCAAAAUAAUUGGUUUUGGUUUAAUAAAAACUGUUUACAAAAUCUGAAGAUAAGAGAUCAGAUUUUGAUUGAUAUUUUUUACCCAUGGAAUGUUAUCCAAAUUCAUUUAAACUCCUACAAGUCAAAUGGGUUGUGAAGAUCUACCAAACAUGAAUAACACAAGAUUUUAAAGGUUGUAUUCAAAUACUGAAUUGAAUAAGAAUGGAUUUUUAGUUCCUUUAAUGAAGAAAUUGUAAUUAUAACCAAUAUUAUUAGAUUUCAAAAUAUUUUAAUAAAAAUAUUUAAAAUACAAUAAUCAAUGACACUAUAUUUUUAAUAAAUGAUGUUAAAAUCAAUUAUUAAAUAACACUAUAUCAUAAAAUUUAAAGAGGUAACUUUAAAUUCACUAUCCAAUUAGAUAAUCCUUUUUAAUCUAGUUUUGCCAAAAAAAAGUUAGUUUGCAUGCCCUACGCUUAUAAAUAUAGCAAUUCUGCUUGUUGAAAAAUAAAACCAUAAUUUCUAGUUUUGUUGGGGGAGGUUAACGAGAAGAUGACUAUUAUGAUAUAUAUCCGAUCUACCCUAUGAUUUGGUAUCAGAAAUACUCGCUAGGGUUCCGUCCAAGUCUCUAGCAAAACUGCAAACUACUUGCAAACGAUGGUACGCCUUAUUCAAAGAUCCAAAGUUCGUGAAGAUGAACAACAACUUGCGUAAAGCAUCGAAAGAGGUGAUGUUCCUUAUAGACUAUAGGGUUUAUUCGAUUAGCGUUAACAGAUUCCACAACAGCUUCCGUGACACAUGCAUUGAGUAUGCAUCCAUCGAGUUUACAGGUAAACUUACCCGUCUUGAAGAUUCAAAAGAGGUAAAGUUAUCUCGAAUCUUUCACUGCAACGGAUUGAUAUUAUGCUGCAUGGAGGAUUUCGAAAGUCUUGUCGUUUGGAACCCUUGUACUGGUGAAACCAUGAGUAUCAAACCCAAAAGUUUUUACCAGUGGAAUGAUAGUUAUGCUUUUGGAUGUGGAAACAGCGAAUCUUCUUGCCCCAACUACAAAAUUUUGAGGUGUAGCAGUUAUUAUUGCAAAAACAGUGAGCAACGUAUUUUUAACUGUGAGAUUUAUGACUUCAGCUCUGAUUCAUGGAGGGUUCUUGCUGGUGUGACCUGGAGGAUACAUUGUUCUGACAAUGUUGUGUCGUUGAAAGGAAAUGCUUACUGGAUUCAUUUUGAUAGAGAAGCUGGCCAUAAUGUCCUACUCAGUUUUAAUUUCACAACGGAGGUAUUUGUGUCUAUGACUCUUCCGGAUCAGAGUGAUUAUAGACAUUUGGGUAUAUCGGUUGUUAGAGAAGAACGCCUAGCAGUUUUACAUCACAAUAUUGGUACAUCCUUGACAGAGAUGAAUGUAUGGUUGAGCAAUAAGAUUGAUGAAGCCAAAGAGGUGUCAUGGAGCAAAUUCUUAGUAGUGAGCUUUGAUAACUUUAAGUAUCCAAGUUACGUGAAAGAGAUUACUUUUUGGGUGGACGAUGAGGAUAAAGUGGUAGUAACUUGUAUUAGAGACAGAGACAAUUAUGAUUACGUUUACAUUGUAGGAGAAAGUUUGCAUAAACAAGUUUUUGGUAAAUCUUGGAUUUGGCCAUGUCUCCUGAGUUAUGUUCCAAGUUUGAAUCACAUCCCCAAGGCGAAAAAAGAAGAAACAUUGUAAAUGGAUAAUUAAGCUAGCUUUUGUUUAUUUGUCUGGUGUAACUCUUGUUUUGGUAUAUUAAUUAUCCAUUUUAUUUUGAUAUAUAUAUCAUAUUUGUGUAAUUUACAUAUCUUAAAGCAUAAUUUUAAAAAUAUUUUAAUGUUAAUUUUCAAAGAAUUAGCAUGUGUAUCAAAUUAAUUCCUAUUUAUUGAUUUCUCUUUGUUUAUUUACCUUAAUGAAAUAUUUUGAAAUAUUAAAUUAUAAUGCUGAUUUAUCUAUUUUUGUUGGUGUAUUAAAUUAGUUUUGAACAUUUUCAAUAACAGAUGACUUCUAUCGUAAGAAAAAACUUGUGCACAACUUUUUUUUUGUUAAACUCUUCAAUGCUAAUUCUUCAAAUGAGUUAGUAAAUCUAAUUUUGAACUUUAUUUUUUAUUUUUGUUAGCAUAACUUUUAUAUUUAAUUUUAAAAUUGGUAUAUAUUUCAAUUUAUUUUACUAGCAUGAAUAACAAUAUAAAAAAAGAUAGUGAUUUUUUAGUAAUUUCAUUAAUUAUAUUACCUUAACAAUACAUCACUUCAUUUGUUAUAUUUACCUUAACAAUACAUCAUAUUAUUAAUUAUAUUACCAGAAAAUUAAUAGUGCAAAAUUUUAUUUAUUAGUUAAUCAACAUUAACCUUUUGCAAAUUAUAAAAAUAAAAAAGGUGAUAACCGGGUUUUAUAUAUGGUUAAUAGUUAGGUUUAAUCUAUUUUACUAAAACGUUCUUUUAGCUUAGUUCCAGUCGGUGAAAAAUUACGUAACUAAACACAUAUACUUCAAACGUUUUUUAAAAAAAAAUUAUUUGCAAAAUCAGUUAGCUAUUGACAUUCGGGUACUCAUUCGAGUAUAAGUUGUUUCUUUCAUAAUCAUUUUUUGGGUUUUGAAAUUAUGCUCCACUUGGAUAUUAUACAUUUUUGUGUGGGGUUCGAUGGGUCCUCCUGGAUCUGAAUGAUUUUGAUUCUGAUAUAUAGGAACAUAAAAAUAUCUAAAUAACCAAUGUAUCUGAAACGGGUUUGGAUAUUUGUAUCAAAAAUAAUUUUAUCACCCGAUUCAGUCUGAGACUUUUUGAAUACAAUUAAUUAUAUGGCGACACAUCUAAAAUAUAUAACACUAGUUAUGAAAAAUGAAUAUCAAUGUAUAAAAACGUAAAAAUCGUUUACGCAGAUCAUGCUCUAGUUUCAAGUUAUGUUUACACUUCCUUUGUUUAUUUAUCAUAUCUUCUAUUAAUUUUCAUUUUAUUUGAAAUAAUAAUUGCUUAAAAAACUUCUCAUUUUUUAAAAUAAGUUAAGAUUGUGAAUUGAUCUAUAUUAUUGAUAUAUUUUAAAUUGUAGCUGAAUAUCUUAUAUAAUAAAGUAGAGUUUUUUCUUUCCAUAGGGCGUUUGCUGCCACGUGUCACCAUAACUAACUAUAGUUUCGUUUGGGCUUUUAUUUACAUUUCAGGCCCAGAAUUGAUAUUGGUUUGUUCGUCCUUUUGCUUUGGAGUUUCGACCUUGUGCUGGCCGACGAAAGUUCCGUAUUUUGAUUCGUAUGGAACUUAAGUAUUAGAUUGAUACCUCCCCGAUUUAGAUUCUUUAAAGAUUUUGUCGCCGUUGUUGACGAAAAAGCAAGCGCAUCGACGGUUCAGAAGGGGAGGCGUAGAGCUGCUAUUUAUUGAAGAAAAGGUUCGUCCUCAUCCAUACUCUUCUAUUUGAGCAUGCUUCGUGUCUGAAAUAAGCUAUUCCAAUUGGUAACCAGACUUCUAUUACAAACGAUGACGUCAACAUCCACAUCGAUAUUGUCAAUCCACAUCUGCUGUCUCAGAGCAUUGAGAAUCCGAUCUAAGCUGCUGCACAGUUAGUUUAGUACCAAUUAUGGAAGUGAACUUGGGAAGAUUUGCUGAAUGAAAAGACUGUUUUUUUUCUAUGCUUCUGGCUAUAGUUUUUAUUUGUCGCCUUAAAUUGAGCUUAGUUUGGAAUAGAAAACUAGGGUUCUAUGAUGCCAUGUUCUUGUGUUACAAAAAAAAUAUAACAAAAUAAAAGAAGCUUUUUGUUCUUUUAGUCAUUGCUGAGUCUGAGUUUGACUUUAGCUUUUAUUGGAUAAGAGUUUGUCAAAUGAAGCUGGUGAAUGCAGUUUAUGUAUUGAAUAUUACAAAAGUGUAUGAUGAUUUUGAGAAAGAAUCAUUCUUGCAGGAAGACAUGGCAUCUUCAGUGCCUUCGUUAUGAGAUAAAUGAAUCAUUUUUUUGUUUUGACUCUUUUGCUACAUUCCCGUGCUUGUCUAUUAAGUACAAUAACUGUUGUGUAGCCACGGGAUAUCAUAGCUCCUAAUGGAGUGAGGUUGGUGCUAUGAAAAUGCAAGUGGAAGCUAAACAUAAAAAGAGAGUCCAGGCCAGAUUCUUGAGUCUAAAGGUAAUUAUGCAUUGCUUAUCUUUACAUGUCUGCUAGAUUUUUGCUUUCCAUUCCCUUAAAGAUUAGGUAAAGCGAAUGUUAUAUGUUGGCUUUAGUGGCUGAAACUCCAAUAUGCCUUUUAUGAUUAUUUUCCUAUCAGCUGAAAUAUAUUUCAGUUUAUCUUCAUUCUUUCAUGUUCUUCAGAUUGUUCAGGAUUUGGUUUUGAUUGUGUGUUUGUCUACUUAGGCUGUUGCUUUUAAAAUGGUUUUCGUAUAUAUUGAUUCUGGGUUUGAUAUCCUUAUUAUCCUACCGUGCCGAACAAGGAGAGGAGUGUUAAUUGCAGUGAAAAGCCAGAAGAGAGGGAUACCCAGUUAAGAAUUUAAAAGUCUGUAGAAAAGAGGACGACAAUGGUGGGAAAUGUCAUCAUGAGAGCUUUGUGGAGCAAACUUCUAAUAGGUCAAACGGAGGUGCAUCAUGAGUAGCAGUAGAGUUUGGACAACUUCUGACGUGGGAACUUAAACGGGAAAUUCAUAUGAUGAUGAUAACGGUGUGGGGAUGAUUGGAAAACUCUUACUGAUGUAGUAACAGCUGAGGAAGAGAAUAGAAAAAGAUGAUCUCCUCCAUGAGUACGUCAAGGAGCAAUAGAGUUUGGACAACUUCUGAUGUGGGUGAUUCCAAUCUUGACGCAACAUAUAUUGUCGGUGUUAGAGAUAGAAAGCAUGAUUGUUAGAAUACCAUCAAAGAAGGAAAAAGCAGUUGACGAAAUUCUCCAGCAAUCGAUGCCAUUAUUAAGUGCCUCGACAACCAUUAUUUACAGCUUCAGUUAUAAGUGUUUACCGCUUUGCGUUAGAUUUUGAUUUAUACGUCUGUCUUUUUGCAUGCAAGUGACCUGUCAAAAAAUAUGAUCUAUAGAUGAUGCACACAGUAAAUAAUUCUAAACAAUAAAAAUAUCACAAUUUUUUGGAAUUGAGAAAAUAUGUCUUUUUUUUUUGUUUAUAGGAAAAUAAAAUUAAUUGAAAAUUACAUCUAAAGCAUUAAUAAAACUUAAAAAAAAAAGUAAUUCAGUGUUUAAUUAUUUUAGAUAUAUAAAUCAACAACGUAUGAAUUUUAAGUCAUAAAAUAUCUAUUUUCAUUGUUAUUAGUGUUUGCACUCUAAUACUUUAAAUUUCAUCGUAUAAUUAUAUUUGUAAGAACGAUAAAUAUGUAUUAUAUAUAUUUACAAAGUAAUACAAUAGAUUAAUUUAAACUAAAAUUUAUAUAAGAAAACCCGGGCGUAGCCCGGGAAAACCACUAGUUUUCAAUAUUAUAUAGUCUCAACGUUUAAAACCAUAUGUGUGUUAAUUCAAGUAGCCAUUGAUCAUUUAAAAAAUUUAUAUUGUUUUAAUUUUUAUUUCCCUUUUUUUGUUGGUUAAUUUAAUAUUUAUUUUUCAAUUAUUUAAGUAUUGAAAUCAAUGUAUUUAUUUCAGUAAUUUUCUAUUUUGUAGUUUAACUUAUUUUAUAUUAAUAUCCUUUUUGUUUUGAAAGAAUCAGUUUUGAUGAAUUAUUGACAUUUUAAAAAUCCAUAGCCUUUUUGUAAACAACACUUAUGAGCUUAAAUCACAAAAGAUCGUUUGGAUGCCCUAUGAAUCGCUUAUAAAUAAAGCAAUCCGGCUUGUUGAAAAAAGAAAACACUAAUUUCUAGUUGCCGUGUCGUUGAAGAAAUCAGAAGAAGACUAUUAUGAUUUCCGAUCUUCCCCAUGAUCUGGAAAUAGAAAUACUCGCUAGGGUUCCACCCAAAUCCCUAGAAAAACUACAAACUACUUGCAAACGAUGGUAUGCGUUAUUCAAAGAUCCAAAGUUUGUGAUGAAGAACAACAACUUGCGUAAAUCAUCAUCGAAAGAGGUAAUGCUACUUCUAGACUAUAGAGUUUAUUCAAUUAGCGUCGACAGAGUCCACAACAGCGUCGAUGCAUCCAUGGAGUUUACAGGUAGACUUAAGCGCCUUCAAGACUCAAAAGACGUAAAGUUAUCUCGAAUCUGGCACUGCAACGGAUUGAUAUUAUGCUGCAGGAAGAAUAUCAAAAGUCUUGUGGUUUGGAACCCCUGUACCGGUGAAACCAGGAGUAUCAAACCCAGCAAGUUUUACCGGAGGACUGAUAAUUAUGCUUUUGGAUGUGGAAACAGUUCUUGCCACGACUACAAAAUCUUGAGGUGUAGCAGUUAUGGCACUUAUGUCGAUUUUCUUCAAGUUGUUCUUAAUUUUGAGAUGUAUGAAUUUAGCACUGAUUCAUGGAGGGUUCUUGACGGUGUCACUGAUAGAUGGAGGUUACAUUGUUCUGACGAUGUUGUGUCGUUGAAAGGAAAUGCUUACUGGAUUCAUUUCGAUAAAGAAGCUGACGAUGGUCCUUGGAUUGUCCUACUGAGUUUUAAUUUCACAACGGAGGUAUUUGUGUCUUUGCCGCUUCCGGAUUACAAGAAGGGUUGUGAGUAUGGAGAUUUGCUUAUAUCGGUUGUUAGAGAAGAACACCUCGCGGUGUUACAUCACGUUGUUGGAACAGAGAUGACUGUAUGGUUGAGCAAUAAGAUCACUGAAGCCAAAGAGGUGUCUUGGAGAAAAUUCUUAGUAGUGAGUUUUGAUAAACUUAAGUUACCGCUUUAUUCGAGAGAGAUGACAUUCUGGGUGGACGUGGAGAAUAAAAUGUUAGUCUCUUGUGUUAGAGACAUGGCAGGAGGUGGUGAUCACUUUUACAUUGGUGGAGAGGGUUUACAUAAACAAGUUUAUGAGGUUACAGAGGCAUCUUGGAUUUGGCCAUGUCUCAUGGGUUAUGUACCAAGUUUGUGUCAUAUCCCCAAAGAAAAAAGAAGAAGAAAACCGAACCGGGCACAUAACCAAGGCAUACGAAGAAGAAACAUAAUCAAUGGGUAAAGGCUUGCUUUUUGUUGUCCCUCUGCUUUUGUUUUUUUAAUUGGUCAUCUAAAUAAUCUUUACGCAAAUAACAUAUUUAUGCUUAUAGCCACGACUUAUAACCAUAGCUAUACAUAUACGACAAAAAAAAAAGAAUUUUAAUGGAGAAUCACUUCAAAUGGUUGAUAUCUAUAUGCUUACAACUAAUCUAUUCCAAGUCUUGCAGAGCAACUCUCAUCUAUCUUCUUAAAGUUCUUGAGUUCUCAGAAUGGUGCAUACUGUAUAUAUCAAUAAACUAUUAGUGACCGACCACCAUCAAGUUCAUUUGUGUAAAGAACAUACUUGAUAGUCAUAUGCGCUUUGAAAUAGGAACAAAUGCUGUAAUGGACCACAAGAGAUCAAAAUAAUCUCAUAUGGACCUCUUGCCUUUUUAUUUUAAAAAUGAAUUAAAAUUAAAUCAAAAAUAGGAGGAAAAGACCAUGAAACCUAGAAAGUUCUACUUAUUUACUAACCCAACCACACACUAUCCUAACCCACUAACCCGAUCCUACUCAAUUGAUCCCUAAAUCCCCAAAUCUUUGUUUCUCAAACAUCCUCCCUCUCACGAUUUUCACAUUCAUCUUUCAUUACUAUUUUUUCAAAAUCAAACUAAAAUCAUGUAACAUCCACCUGAUUCCUCUUGUGUUACUCAAUUUUAUCUAUUCCAUAAUCAAUCAUGAUUCAUAAUGUUAAGAACCCAGAUUUUAAUUUUUUUUUAUUUCAUAUCAAAAUUGUUUCAUCUCAUUAUCCAAAUCAAAAUCGAAAAAUUCUUCAAACUUUAUGAAAUUUCAUUCUUAUCCCAAAUCGAUCAAUUCUCCAUCUUUCUCAAUCCAUUUUCUCUUAUAUAAAAUUGAAUCUCGUGUUCAAUGUACAGAAUUUCCGACAAUGAAAAACACAGAGUAUUACUAGUACACCUAGUACAACUGAAACUAAUAUAACUGGUACAACUAGAACGUGAAUAACUAAUACAACUACAACAAAUUUAGCUAGUAUGACUAAUAUAAUUAGAACGUGUAUAACUAGUAUAACUUUACCAUUAAUAUGGUAUAUUAGCUUUUUGUUUUCAGCAUGCGAAUGAUGUUAUAGAAGAGGAUGAUGUAGAACCAAUGAAAAAGUUGGUAUAAUCUUCCACUAUAUGGAUUUGUCGAAAUAUGUUUAAAGUUAUUUUAUAAUAUUUAUUUGGAUAGUUAUUGUUUACCAAUUGUACCAGUUGUACUAGUUAUACUAUUUACGGAAAAAAUUAUCUUCACAUGUAGUUCAACCAUAAUGUUUAAAAUAUGAUACAUGUUUAAAAAAUGAUGCACAAUACAAGAUGAAAUAACAUAGUUGUACUAGUAAUUGAAUUGUAUUGGUUUGUAUAUUGUUGUACCAGUUUGUACAUAGUUGUACUUUGGCAUUGAAAUCGAAAAAACUAGUUGUACCAUGUAUAUUUACUACAAUUUUACAAUUAAUAUGAUUAUAUUUAAUUUUUGUUUUCAA
This is a messenger RNA of Brassica rapa (field mustard), 9039 nucleotides long. Its product is annotated as F-box/kelch-repeat protein At3g17530-like. Gene Ontology annotation, molecular function: protein binding. The record is from RefSeq and is a predicted model, not a curated record. Lineage: Eukaryota; Viridiplantae; Streptophyta; Magnoliopsida; Brassicales; Brassicaceae.